This is a messenger RNA of Mytilinidion resinicola, 601 nucleotides long. RefSeq lists its product as uncharacterized. Bases 115 to 459 code for a protein of 114 amino acids. The record is from RefSeq and is a predicted model, not a curated record. The transcript has a single exon. NCBI's taxonomy places the organism in Eukaryota, Fungi, Ascomycota, Dothideomycetes, Mytilinidiales, Mytilinidiaceae.
ACCAGCAGUAUUGUCUAUUGAAGACUUUUUUGCUUUUCAUCACGACUCAGUAUCAUAUAUCAUUCUCCGAGAACACACCUUUCUUCCAGCUUCCCAGACCGCCGAGCUCCCCCAAUGCCAACUCCUACACCAAACCCAUUCUUCUUCACGGAAUCCCGAUUGAGUCGGUGUUUAUUUUCCAUUGGCGACGCUAUCACCAGUGCCGUCAUCGGCGCCAUGUGCGUCGGCUUCGUAAAGCGGUUUUUGAACACCAAAGUGGAGACGGAGAAAUCGCAACCUUAUAAACCAAUUAUUCCAGGCAAAAGCACCAAAAGACCAACACCUGGUGUCACAGAGCUUCCAGCUCAGGAUCCUGAUCCAUCGGCACUGCCAGCCAGAAGCACAAAACGAAGACCAGUUCUUCCGGCAUUGGAUAUCCUAGAGAUCAACGCAGAGUUCAUUAAGGAUAUACAAAUAUAGACGUUGCAGGCUUAUGACACGUCGGAAAUGGAUGACUAUCACCGAAUCUGCUCCUUGGUGUUAGGCUCUAUACAUCGUUCAUAUUGAAGACAGCUAUAAAUCCAGCUUGCGACACAUUUUUGCCUCUAUGAUAUUGAGAGUG